Stegostoma tigrinum is the source of this 2797-nucleotide messenger RNA. Its product is annotated as zinc finger protein 239-like. Gene Ontology annotation, molecular function: chromatin insulator sequence binding. NCBI's taxonomy places the organism in Eukaryota, Metazoa, Chordata, Chondrichthyes, Orectolobiformes, Stegostomatidae. Bases 527 to 1336 code for a protein of 269 amino acids. Gene Ontology annotation, biological process: regulation of transcription by RNA polymerase II. The transcript has 2 exons. Gene Ontology annotation, cellular component: chromosome. The record is from RefSeq and is a predicted model, not a curated record.
GAAAGAAGAGACCUCAUACACAUUGUUUCCCAUAAUAUCCACACGAAUGUUCAGGUGGUCUAACAACCCUGUGGACGAUCAGGGAUGGAAAUGUCUCUUAUUGCUGCGUGAGAAGCCGAGAGACCUGUUUAUUCCGUGCUUUAUGCUGAUCUGGAGCUGUGUUUUUCAUAUUGAAAGGACUGCUCCAUACCACACCAGUGAACACAGAGAGGACGAAACCACAGAUAGAUCCUGAACAUCCCUCAAGGAACAACUGCGCAACUGUGAGAAGGCAGCCAGUCACUUCACAGCAUUACUCAGCCCAGAGAACUUUUCCAAAGGUUUAACUGUUGGUAACUGAUGAGGCUGAGGUUUGGAAGAUGUUUGCAAGCAUGGGAACAGCUUCAUUCAUUCAUCAAGCUUCAUGAACUGACUCAGGCCGACAGGUGAGAGGCUGUCUAAGCGUGAGGAGGGUUCGACAGGCUCCGAAGAUUUUCUGACAAGCAAGGUGCAUCUGUUGUGUGACAGUGAACACAAGGACGGCUACAUGGAAGAGAAACCUUUCAAGUGUGAACUGUGCGACAAAUCAUUCUCAUGCUCAUCUCACUUCCUGAUCCACCAACGCACUCACACAGGAGAGAAGCCAUUCACAUGUGAGGUGUGCGACAAAUCAUUCUCGCAGUCAUCACAUCUCCACAGACAUCGACGCAUUCACACGGGUGAGAAGCUGUUCAGUUGUGAGAUCUGUGACAAAGCAUUCACCCAGUUGUCCAAUCUCCUGGUCCAUCGGACAAUCCACACAGGGGAGAAGCCCUUCAAAUGUGAGGUUUGUGAUAAAGCUUUCCCAACAUCUACGAGGCUCCUGAUACACCAGAGCAUUCACACAGGAGAGAGUCCCUUCAGGUGUGAGUUGUGCGACCAAGCCUUUACACAGUCAUCAGCAUUGGUGCAACACCGACGUGUGCACACUGGGGAGAAACCAUUCAAGUGUGAGGUGUGUGGCAAAUCGUUCUCACGCUCAUCUCACUUUCGUGCACACCAGCGCAUUCACACCGGGGAGAAACCAUUCAAGUGUGAGGUAUGCAACAAAUCAUUCUCACGCUCGUCAACACUCCGUGAACACCAACGCCUUCACACUGGGGAGAAGCCAUUCAAGUGUGAGGUGUGUAACAAGUGCUUCGCACAGUUAUCAGGCCUGGUGAGUCACCGGCGCAUUCACACAGGGGAGAAGAAAACAUUCACAUGUGAGGUCUGUAAUAAAGAUUUUGAGCAGUUAUGGACAAUGUUGGAUCAUCGUCGCACUCACACCGUGGGUAGCCAAGCCAGGUCUGCGACUGAGUCUUCCCACAGUCAGUAAUGCUCAUAAAGGAAGAGAUGUUUAAACGUGAAAUAUUUCAUCGGAAGUUUGCCAGGCUAUUGUGAUUCAGUUGUGAGCUGUAUGAUCCUUUGUCCAGUCACUGAGUGAUAUUUAUGAAACAUAAAUACAUUCAGACCUGAGGGAACUGUUUACCUGUGAGACAUUUGGCGAGGGCCUGUUGUAUCACCAUCAUGUUCACAGUAGAGAGAAACUAUUCACCUGUGAAAUAUAGGUCAGAAGGUUCACUUGCCAAAGUUCCUGGUCCAUCAGAGGAUCCAUGCAAGAGAAGAAGAUUUACAAUAGAAUUCUGCUGAAGUCUUCAAAUCUUCAGGAACACCAGCUGGUUGCUACUGAAAGCUUUCUCGCCUGUGUCAAUGUUUUUGAGGCAGUUUGCACCCAACUCCCUGUUCUCCUGAAGCACCAGACGAUGCUUACUGGUGGGAAACCGUCUAAGCAGCGCAUCUCCUCAUCCAUUCAAACACUGUCUGGGAGGAAGCUUUUGUGUGAGAUUUCUGCAAUGAGGCACUCACACUUCUGGAACAUCAGCAAAUGCACAGGGAGACAGUGUGUUAUGUACCAGAAUUGUUUCACCUACUGUUCCUUGUUUUUGGCCACAUGCUGACAACUCGACACAAAUUUGAAGCCAGGCCACCUGAUCUGAGAAUUGUCCGUGUUGCUUACCUUCCAGAGCUUACACAGGAGAACUGAUAUUACAAAGCAAUAUUUGUCCCAGCGAUGUGUUCCUUAAAACUCUCCCAACAACAGUCCGAUUGUGUCAGAAUGCCGAUUUAAAUUUUAACCAGAUUGGUAUACGCGACCAAAAGCAGGUAUCAAUACACAAAUAAGCUCCUACAUAAAGUCAGCAUCUUUUCAGUGUAAAUUCAGGACCGAGUCACUCACUGAGUCUCAACCCAGCCAAGAAGGCAUUCAGAUACUCAGUUAUUAGAAAACUUUCAGCUUCUGAUCUACCAGAACAAGCACCUGGGAUGAGCACAAUUCAAUGGGAGUAAUUGGGUACAUGAAUAUGAAGGAUUUGGAGGGAUACGGGCCAAAUGCUGGCAAAUGGGACUCAAUUGACUUAGAAUAUCUGGUUGGCAUUGAUGAAUUGGACCAAAGGGUCUUUUUCCGUGCUGUGCAUCCUUCUGUAUCUAAUUCAUUUAACUUUACGUCUCUGGUCUAUGCAGGUGGAUUAUCAGCCAGGAAUCCUGUUCCUCAUCAGCCAGCCCAACUGGGAAUUCAGGGAAGGGGCAGUUCAUGUCUCGCACUGUUCACUUUCUGGGUCUGCACAUGUUGAAUGGCCCCUCAAACUAAUCAAUGUCGACAGUCUGUGCUGUAACUGAGGAUUGGAGUGAAUCAGCUUGCAGUUGUAGCGCAUUUUACUAUUGUUAAAACUCCUGAAAUAUUCCUUUGAGACACAAUCAAGCAAAGUAACACCGAAACUUAGAACGGGAGGUCAAGGAG